AUGUCCAAAAAGGGAAAUAAAGAUGAGGUUGUACUGAACGUAGUUGAGGCUAUGCAACACCCAGAUCACUCUGAGGAAUGCAUGAAGAUAGACGUCAUAGAGCCUCUGGUUGAGGAAGCGUUCGAAGUUGAAAAGCUUGAAGAGGAAUUGGAAACCAUUCUUGAAGACACACUACUUGAAUUGGAUGAGCUAGCACCUCAGAGGGAGAUGCUAAGCAUACCUAGUGUUGAGGAAGGACCGCCUAAAAUCGAGCUAAAGUCUUUACCCCCAUCCUUAAAGUACGCAUUCGUAGGCGACGGAAACACUUAUCCAAUGGUUAUAAGCUCUUCCUUGAUGCAGCAUGAAGAAGAGGCGCUAAUUCAAGUACUCAAGAGUCAUAAAACCACUCUCGGAUGGACCAUAAGUGACUUAAAGGGAAUUAAUCCAACCAAGUGUAUGCACAAGAGAAUCAGUCCAACCAGUUGUGCAACCACAGAGGCGACUGAACCCAACUAUGAAAGAGGUAGUCCAGAAGGAAGUUACAAAGCUCUCAGAAGCUGGAAUCAUAUAUCCUAUCUCAGACAAUCCAUGGGUAAGCCAGUGCAAGUGGUGCCCAAGAAGGGAGGAAUGACAGUAAUUCACAAUGAGAAGAAUGAGCUAAUCCCAACAAGAACUGUCACAGGAUGGCGCAUGUGUAUCGACUACAAGAGACACAAUAAUGCCACAAGGAAGGAUCACUUCCCUAUUUCUUUCAUAGAUCAAAUGCUUGAGAGGUUAUCCGGUCAUGCAUUCUAUUAUUUUCUGGAUGGAUACUCUGGCUAUAAGCAGAUAGUAGUGGACUCUCAGGACCAAGAAAAGGCUGCAUUCACAUGCCCUUAUAGAGUAUUUACUUACAUGAGGAUGCCCUUUGGACUCUCAAAGCUUGUCUCUGCACCCAUCAUUGCCGCACCCAAUUGGAAUUUGCCAUUUAAAUUAAUGUGUGACGCCAGUGAUUAUGCCAUAGGAGCGGUUUUGAGAAAGAGACAAGACAAGCUUAUACAUGUUAUUUAUUAUGCUAGUCGUGUUCUGAAUAAUGCUCAAAAGAACUACACUACAACAGAAAAUGAACUACUGGAGGUUAUCUAUGCAAUUGAUAAGUUUAGAUCCUAUUUAAUUGGUUCAAAGGUAUUUGACAUUGAAAUCAGGGAUAGAAAGGGAUCAGAAAAUCAGGUGGCUGAUCAUCUGUCAAGGAUUGAGCUUGAGGAGGGAACGCCACCCCCCACUGCUACUGUGACUGAGACCUUCUCAGACGAGUACCUCUUUGUGAUCCAAAAGACGCCAUGGUUUGCAGACAUUGCAAACUAUAAGGCCAUGAGGUUCAUCCCUAAAGAGUACACAAAACAACAAGUCAGAAAACUUUUGCAUGAUGCCAAGUACUACUUGUGGGAUGAACCCUAUCUCUUUAAGAGAUGCUCAGAUGGGAUGAUUAGGCGUUGUGUCUCAGAGGAGGAAGCUCAGUAA
Arachis duranensis is the source of this 1479-nucleotide messenger RNA. RefSeq lists its product as uncharacterized. Bases 1 to 1479 code for a protein of 492 amino acids. NCBI's taxonomy places the organism in Eukaryota, Viridiplantae, Streptophyta, Magnoliopsida, Fabales, Fabaceae. The transcript has 3 exons. The record is from RefSeq and is a predicted model, not a curated record.